AUGUUACGCGAAAGCGUGGUCUUUUGUUGUGGUAGAAACCGGAAAUCCAGGGAAACCCACUCGUCUGACUUGACUUUUAAAAAUUGUUAUACACAUAUUUCAGGCUGGAGAAAACUGUACCCGAAUACCGGUAUAUUAGGCGGGGAAUGCAGCGGGGACUUUUUGUACAAGUGGGUAGGAGACCAAUGCACCGCUAUCAACAAAGCAGUAGGCGGGAACUACGUCACUGGACGGUUACCUAGCAACGUGUCACCGCGCAACAGGACGCACGUUCUUGUGAGAGCAGCAAACUACCAUCCGGACGGGGGUCAGGUUUUCUUUCCCGAAAACAAGGACCCAUUCAUUGCCCUUCUGGCUUUACCCGGGGAUGAUAUCAAACUAGAAGAUUUCGUAGCUUUCUACUUUGAUGGAAGUUUUGGUGUUCAAAUCCACGCUGACGUUUGGCAUCAGCCGGUUUAUCCAAUCAACGACGAGGCUACGUUUCUAGGCAAACAGGGGGCGGUACACGCAUGCGUUAAUGUGGACACGGUUGACGAAUUUGGCAAAUACCUGCUUGUCCCUUUAUCUCGACCGGAGUAA
Mya arenaria is the source of this 579-nucleotide messenger RNA. RefSeq lists its product as uncharacterized. The record is from RefSeq and is a predicted model, not a curated record. Gene Ontology annotation, biological process: allantoin catabolic process. Lineage: Eukaryota; Metazoa; Mollusca; Bivalvia; Myida; Myidae. The transcript is spliced from 2 exons. Bases 1 to 579 code for a protein of 192 amino acids. Gene Ontology annotation, molecular function: ureidoglycolate lyase activity; ureidoglycolate hydrolase activity.